Molecule: messenger RNA, 276 nt
Organism: Trypanosoma grayi
Lineage: Eukaryota; Euglenozoa; Kinetoplastea; Trypanosomatida; Trypanosomatidae
Exons: 1
Coding region: 1-276 (91 amino acids)
Source: RefSeq, a predicted model, not a curated record
AUGCUGGACGGCACAAAGUGUGGCGCAGCGCAGCAGCACGACGGCGCCGCAGCUCGCCAGGCACGGGAGCGCCUCAUUGAGCUGUACGUUGUGCGCCCGGUCAAUCUGCCGCAGGAACCCGACAACAUGUUUGCAGCGGAUGAGGCCAACGCCAGUUGUUUGGCGUGGCUCUGCCCGGCCUGUAUGGCGGUGAUGGUGCGGCGUCCCGCCGAGGAAGAGACAGUGCGGGGGUGCCCGUACUGUGCCGUCCAGAACGGCACCAACGAGUGCUCCUAA